Messenger RNA from Aphanomyces invadans, 1284 nucleotides. RefSeq lists its product as hypothetical. The record is from RefSeq and is a predicted model, not a curated record. The transcript is spliced from 6 exons. Lineage: Eukaryota; Oomycota; Saprolegniomycetes; Saprolegniales; Verrucalvaceae. Bases 18 to 1211 code for a protein of 397 amino acids. Gene Ontology annotation, biological process: recombinational repair.
CGUGGCGCCAGGUGGGAAUGCCAUGGCAUGAAGGAGGCGGCGACGGGCCAACGCCGCCGAAGGGUGCACCGAUGCGGAGAAUCAACGGCCCGCUAGGGGACUUGUGGAAGAAGAUGACCAAGUCGAUUCAGCAACACAGCGAACGGACCCACCACGACGCGUUGGGGCUUGAAGCGCACUCUGACUUUGAGCAUGGCCCGUGGAUCGAGAUGUGUAAUUUUGUUGGAAUUGCAGCGACAGAAGGCGAAAUCCACGGCGGUGUGGACUUAAGCCGGUUACCCAUGAACACUGAGCAAGUUGCAUUGGGUUUUCAGUCGACGGGCGUCAUUGAGCAAGACUUGAUGCUGUUGAUUCGGUCCAGCAAAUACGUCGACGAAGAGAUCGUGGCAACGUUUCAUGAUCCAUUGGGUUGCAUCGAUGGGUACUUCCAUCGCGACGUGGUCGACGCUGUUGGUGCUGCCUUGGUCAAGAACACAGGUGUCAUCUUGAGAAGCGUGACCGUGUUCAUGCCUAUCGAGCGACGGCAGCAGUACCUCAACAUUUGCCGAAGCAACAUCGUUCGAAUCUUUCCAUCGUCGUCACAACACGCCGAUGAAGUGGCUGCAUUCAACAACAAUCUAGCCGCGACAUCGGUGCACAACCCACCCGGCAGCAGUCGUUUUGUUCUGGAAGAUCCCUCUGGCGAAGCAACGACUGCGGCCGACCUCGUCGCUAUGACGCAGCGUCACGUCAUCCAUCAGAGUUAUGCACAACGCGCACCUCCAAGUGGAGGACGCAGGGGCAAGCAAAAAUGGGCAUGGAGGUCUUUUGUCCCCAAGAAAAAGAAACAAAAGCAGAUUAGCCAAGACGACGCCUCACCACAACAACCAUCUCUGUCAUCGUCGGAGAGCUCUGCCAGUCCCAAACGCACACCUCGCCCACCUCGUCCAACCCCAUCAGCAAUUCCUCAAGCUCCUCGUGCUAUUGUAGCCCCACCGACGGCACGUCCGCCCGGGGCACACGCACCAGUCCCCGAUACCCGACCAGCGGUGUCUAUUCAGGAAGCUUUAGUUCCACGACCGCCAAGUCCUGUUCACGUAGCCAAGCCCCAUCCCGUGGUUUCAGCGGUGCGGCCACCACCUCCGUUACCAUCCCCAAAGGAUUCCCACGUUGGGGCGCAAGACGUCAUCUCGCAGGCGGUCGACGCAGUGCUCAACGAUGACGACUGGUGACUCGAUAAUAAAUACACUUGUACGACGGACGACUCACCGAGGUAACUACCGAUCCUGGAGCUCUUGACAUUCU